Molecule: messenger RNA, 2630 nt
Organism: Zingiber officinale
Lineage: Eukaryota; Viridiplantae; Streptophyta; Magnoliopsida; Zingiberales; Zingiberaceae
Product: BEL1-like homeodomain protein 1
Exons: 6
Coding region: 621-2366 (581 amino acids)
Biological process (GO): regulation of transcription by RNA polymerase II
Molecular function (GO): RNA polymerase II cis-regulatory region sequence-specific DNA binding; DNA-binding transcription factor activity, RNA polymerase II-specific
Source: RefSeq, a predicted model, not a curated record
UGUCACUGAUCAUUGGUCUUUCUCUGGCGCUGCUGCUGCUGCUGCUGCUACUGCAGCAAAUGAUGAGGAAAAACAGACGGGGUCAAUUCGACUGCAAGUUUACAUUGAUGGCCCUGUUUUGAUCCAGUCGUAGGUACCAGUGCUGCCACUGCGCAUCGUGGUAAAGGAGCACGAUAGCUUAGGCUGUGCCCACAUCGCCAUGGCAGAAAGUUAUUGCCAUUUUGGAGAAAAUUGAAAAAGGUGAACAGGGAAGUGAAAGGGAAGGAGGGGGGAAAUUGAGGUGAGUGAUGGUGGAUAAUGCUACGAGCUACUUACUGAUCACUGGCAGAAGGGCUUUCUUUCACUAUAUAUACGUUUUUCCUGUUUUAAUAAUGUUUUUGCUCAUGUCUCUGCUGCCUCCCAGCUUACUGCUUCUGAAGAGGAGGUGCUUAGCUUGAUGUAGGAGCUCCUAAGAAAAAGGGGGAGAAAGAAGAAGAUCUUUUCAACCGUCACUUCUCUCAGGAUAAUCUCGCAGUGAAGCGAUUUGAAUCUGAUCUUGUUUGUUGCGUCGACAUGGGCUGAGCAAAAGAUCGACAAGGAAUAAUAUUGAUCUCUUGCAAAGGAGGUUGAUUUUUGUAUCUAUGGCGACGUACUUCCACGGAGGGCCGGAGAUGCAGCCGGACGGCGGCCUGCAGACGCUCUACCUCAUGAACCCGAGCUACGGCGGCGGGUAUGCCGACGCAGCUCCUCCGCCGAACAUGGUCCUCCUGAACUCUAGCAUCAACAAUUCGGUGAACUCCAUAAACUUCCAGCAGCAGCAGCAGCAGCAGCAGAAGCACUUCGUCGGCGUCCCGCUUGAGCACGAUUCCAACCGCGCGGCGGCGGCGCAGAUCCCCAACUACAACCUCUGGGCGGCGGCACCCACCACGUCGAGCAGGAACCCGAUCGCUUCCGCCCAGAAAGGGCUGUCGCUCAGCCUGUCCCCGCACGAGAUGGUGGCUCCGGCGAGGGCCGACGAGGGGAAGGUCGCGUCGGCGGCGGCCAACGGCGUCUCGGGCCUGUUGCUGGGGUCCAGGUACUUGAAGGCGGCUCAGCAGUUGCUCGACGAGGUGGUAAACGUCGGUAAGGGGAUCAAGGAUGAGUCUCCAAAGGCACAGCCAGCUACUGGCACCGACAGAAGUAACGUGGAGCCGAAAGGAGCCGCCACCGGUGACGAGAACGCGAGUACAAAUCGAGGUCCAGACCUCUCUACAGCGGAGCGGCAGGAGGUCCAGAUGAAGAAGGCCAAGCUCGUUAACAUGCUCGAGGAGGUGGAACAGAGGUACAGACAAUACCACCACCAGAUGCAAGUCGUGGUCUCCUCCUUCGACGCCGUCGCCGGCUACGGAUGGGCAAGGACAUACACCGCGCUGGCUCUGCGUACGAUAUCGAAGCAAUUCCGGUGCCUCCGCGAAGCCAUCUCCGGACAAAUCCGGGCAGCCAGCAAGAGCCUGGGGGAGGAAGACGCCGGGAAGGCGUCGGCCGGGUCGAGACUCCGGUUCAUCGAUCACCAUCUGAGACAGCAACGCGCGCUUCAGCAGCUGGGGAUGGUGCAGCACAACGCCUGGAGGCCGCAGAGAGGCCUCCCCGAACGCUCUGUUUCCAUCCUCCGCGCUUGGCUCUUCGAGCACUUCCUCCACCCAUAUCCCAAGGAUUCGGACAAGCUGAUGCUCGCUAAACAAACAGGGCUCACGAGGAGUCAGGUCUCGAAUUGGUUCAUCAAUGCGCGAGUGCGGCUGUGGAAGCCGAUGGUGGAGGAAAUGUACUUGGAGGAGGUCAAGGAGCACGAACAGAACAACAACUCCGACGACAAGAGCGACGCCCGCGGCAGCUCUACCACAUCCAAAUCCAACGCGGCGCAACGAGAUCACAGCCCGACCGCCACCGCCGACGCCAAGCAACCUCUCGCGCCAGUCCAACCCUCCUCCUUCGCGCGCCAAGCCUCCUACUACGACAAGGACGAUUUCGUGCAGCCCUCCGCGAUGAAGAAGGCGAGGGGCGCCGACGAACUCACUCCCAACGAAGAGUUCCUGAUGAAGCUCAUGGACGGGGGGCAGAGGGCGGCGGAGCAGCAGGGGUACCCCUCCCUGAUCGCAGACCACAUGAGCUACGGCGGGUACCCGAUCGGGCAACUCGACGAGCAAUUCGCCCCGAGGUUCUCCGGUAACAUGAACGGAGUCUCUCUCACGCUCGGCCUCCAAUACAACGAGAACCUCUCCCUCUCCGGAGUGCAACCGCAAUUCCUCUCCGGCGAAGGGACUGAUUUCAACGCAGCGGUGGCACAUCCUUCUGCCGCCGCAUUUAGGACGGACAGGGGUCUCCUGCUCAAUUACUACCAGACUUCAUAGGCUCUAAAUCUGUUCUCAUAUUGGAUUUCAAUCAACAACCAUAUGGCGAUCAUCCAGUAGCAGUCAGUCAGUGAGUCAGUCAGUCAGUGUCUUAGUGUAUAGAACACGGCCUUAUAUACUUCUCUAUAUAUAUAUCUAUAUAUAUAUAUACAAAUAUAUGAUUGGGGGUGGGUAUAGUGGACUUAGGGAUCAAUUAGUGUGUAGUUUAAUCUUCAUAUAUGGAUGCUUUUUAUACAAUAGUGUGCAUGUAUUGUUUGUGCUUCA